AUGAAAGGCUUCAAAGUUGUCGAGCACCAGAUCCCGACGCAGCAUAUCCGCGAGUAUACCCAGGCAACCGCCAACACCCAGGAAGAUGUCCUUUACCUUCAAGCAAAGCAAUACAUCCCGCUCUCCAACCCGCAUCCGCAACGUGGAGAUGUUACGAUAUUGGCUGCUCACGCCAAUGCAUUGGCAAAGGAGCUGUACGAACCUCUCUGGGAGGAUCUCCUCGCCCAAUGCGAGCGCUACAGGUGGCGGAUACGAAGCAUUUGGAUCACCGACGUUGCUCACCAGGGCCAGAGUGGUGUCUUGAACGAGCAUCUCUUGGGCAACGAGCCCAGCUGGCACGACCAUGUCCGCGAUCUGCUGUUCAUGGUCAACCUCAAGCGGACGGAGAUGCCACGACCGAUUAUCGGCAUUGGUCAUUCGAUGGGAGGCAACCAACUCACCCACUUAUCGCUGAUGCACCCACGUCUCUUUUCGUCCCUCAUACUCCUCGACCCAGUCAUACAGGAGCGAUCAGCAGAAAUCGACCCUUCGCCCAAUGCGCCACCGAAUCUAGCUCAGCUCUCUACUUUCCGACGCGACCUGUGGCCAUCCCGAGACGAUGCAGCAGCAUCCUUCGCACGUUCCGCCUUCUACAAGCCCUGGGAUCCUAGAGUACUGGAGAAGUGGACUCAAUAUGGACUCCGGAAUGGCCCGACCCUGCUCCAGCCAGAAGCAAAGUCACCUCAAGUCACGCUCACAAGUACGCCAGGACAAGAGGUAUUCACAUAUUUGAGACCCAACUUCCAGGGCUUUGGUGUCAACGGCAAGCCGGUCGAUCGAUCAACGCACGCCGACCUGGAUCCAUCAAGACCGAAUCAGUACCCAUUCUACCGCAACGAGGCGCCGCAGAUCUAUGCUCGCCUGCCAGAAGUACGUCCGAGCGUCCUUUACGUCUUUGGGUCUACCUCUGGCGUCAGCAGCGAGAAAUCCGAUCAAGCGAAGGUCGACCGUACGGGGACCGGCGUUGGUGGAUCUGGUGGCGUGGCGGAGGGCAGGGUCAAGGGAGUCACUUUUGAGGGUGUGGGCCAUUUGAUACCUAUGGAGGCGGUCGAAAAGACUGCUUCGACUGUCGCCGACUGGGUCGGUACUGAGAUGGUCAGGUUCCGGGACGAAAUGGAAGUGUGGGAUGCGUGGCAGUCGAAGAGUCUGGUUCAAAAACAGGGGAUUGAUGAGACUUGGAAAAAGAUGAUAGGUGGCCGUCCCAGACGAGCAGGAAAGUUGUAG
Molecule: messenger RNA, 1263 nt
Organism: Saxophila tyrrhenica
Lineage: Eukaryota; Fungi; Ascomycota; Dothideomycetes; Mycosphaerellales; Extremaceae
Exons: 2
Coding region: 1-1263 (420 amino acids)
Source: RefSeq, a predicted model, not a curated record